AACACAAACACAAACACAAACUGAAAAACAAAAAGAAAAAGCAGAUGAUGAUUCUUUUUGGACCCACAAACACAACCCACACAAAUGUUUUCUCUUUUGUUCCUCUGCUUUCGCACCUCUCCGCACCAACUCUAAUUUCUUGGCUUUCAAAUAAAAAUCCCUUUUUUUCUCCUCUCCGCAUAUCUCGCAAAAUUAAAAUUCCCCAUUGGAUGAAUAGAAUUUCCUCCUCCGCAAAUCUUUGAACUCUCUUCCAAAUGAACAAUCUUUUUACGGAGACCCAAUGAGCUAAUGUAGAGACCCUUUUUUUUUUUACUAUUUUCACCUCCCUUUGACCCAUUUUCUCUAUCCGGGUUAUGGGUCAUGGGUUGCGUCAGCUCCAAGCAAGCCACGUCCCAUUCCCCGGCCCACGAUUCAUCGUCGGUGACUGUUGUAGACAAUGGCGAUCAUUUAUUGCAUAUAAAGGCAGCUGGGUUUGCCCCAUUGGAAAAGAUCAAAGAGGAGCCUGAUAAAGAAGGGGAGGAUAAUUCUGUCCACCGUAGCCGAUUCUCUGGGAAUUUGAGGAGAACCUCCUCCUCUUCCAAAAAAGGGGCUAAUUCUGAAAAAAGGGCUACUUUUAGCAUUAAAUUUGGGAGGUUAAAUGAAGGUGAACAUUUGGCCGCCGGUUGGCCAGCUUGGCUUACUGCCGUUGCUGGUGAAGCCAUUGAUGGAUGGAUGCCUCUUCGAUCAAACAUGUUCCAGAAAUUGGAAAAGAUUGGACAAGGUACAUAUAGCAGUGUUUACCGAGCACGUGAUAUCGAAAGUGGUAAAAUGGUCGCCCUAAAGAAGGUGCGAUUUGACAAUUUCCAACCGGAUAGUGUCAGAUUUAUGGCACGAGAAAUUGCAAUUCUCCGCAAACUUGACCAUCCAAACAUCAUGAAGCUGGAGGGGAUAAUCACUUCUCGGUUAUCAUGUAGCAUCUACCUUGUAUUUGAGUAUAUGGAACAUGACCUCUCUGGAUUAUUAUCAUGUCCUGACAUCAAAUUUACUGAUUCACAGAUCAAAUGCUACAUGCAGCAGCUACUGAGCGGACUAGAGCAUUGCCAUUCACGAGGGGUAAUGCAUCGGGAUAUUAAAGUUUCUAACAUUUUGGUAAACAAUGAAGGAAUUCUGAAAAUAGCAGAUUUUGGUCUUGCAAAUUUCCUUAGUUCAAGGUACAAACAACCACUGACCAGUCGUGUGGUUACAUUAUGGUAUCGACCUCCUGAACUUCUGUUGGGAUCAACAAAUUAUGGGGUCACUGUGGAUUUGUGGAGUGUCGGUUGUGUUUUUGCAGAACUCUUUUUUGGAAGGCCUCUCCUGAAAGGGAGGACAGAGGUUGAACAACUGCACAAAAUAUUCAAACUCUGUGGUACCCCACCUGAUGAUUACUGGAAAAAGUCUAAACUUCCACUUGCAACUAUGUUUAAGCCCAAGCAACCAUAUGAAAGUACACUUCGAGAUAGAUGUAAAGAAUUACCAAAAACUGCUGUGAACCUUAUUGAAACACUUCUUUCAAUAGAUCCUUAUAAACGGGGAACUGCUUCAUCUGCUCUCAAUUCUGAGUAUUUCAAUACAAAGCCUUAUGCUUGUGACUCAUCAAGCCUGCCUAAGUACCCACCGAACAAGGAAAUUGAUGCAAAGUUCCGAGAAGAAGCGCGAAGAAAGAGGGCCAGUUCCAAUGCACAAGCAUCUGAAACUUCAAGAAAUUCAAGAAAAUCCCGGAAAGCCCUCCAAGAACCAAGCAGUUUCUGCAAAGUGGUUCCAUCAGAGGAAGUUGAGGCCAAUGUUCAUGGUUCUCGUAGAAACCACGGUGGUAGUGUCCAUAUUUCUAAAGGAAGACGAGCUACUGUCUCACGGAUAUCAAUGAAACCAUUGUAUGACACAGUGUCAGAAGCUUCUCAAAUGACUGAUGAAUCUCAAGGGGACAGCACCAUUCUUUCUGUCCCUGUGCAAAUGCCAGAAUCGAGUGGUUUCGCAUGGGCCAAAAAAGGAAAGCUGGAUUCUGCAACGACAAAGCUAUAUCCACCGGCCAAUUCAACGAGUCAAAAGUUAAGUUCCAUAGAUCCUUCUGGUGUACUGCACGCUGAGGAUACCUGGGACUCAAACAUGCAGGACAAUUAUGAGCUUUUAAGUAGGGCCCACACUUUCAAACAUUCUAUCCAUAGGCAACAUGGUCAUCAUGAACGAUCAGAUUCGUUUGACUCGUCUGAUCAGGAACAGUCAGUGGAUUACAAUGGCCAACAAGGAAGGGUUGCGUACUCGGGGCCCUUGUUAUGUCAGUCCCAGAAGUUCGAUACCAAGCAGGAUAGUCAAUCUCGAAAAGCUGGUCAUAGGUCCCGGUUUUAUAGAGAUUUAUAAAUGGAAUGAUCCGGCAUGCCUUAACUAGUGAAUUUUGAGGAUAGACUGACUUUGUAGCUCUCUCUUAUCAGUACCUCCUUGGAUUAUCUGUUUCGUGCUCACAAGUCGAUUGACAGUUGAGAAAUACUAUCUCCGGGUCCCCGUUUUGUAUAUAUAACGUCUCCUGAAAUACCUGCUUACUGUCUACACACCAUUUUGGUACAACAUUUUUGAGGUUUCUUGUUUCUGCACUAUGAUACAGGCAGUUAUUUUUCUCACAAAAUCUUCAGGGAAUCCGGCGAAAAAAUCAUGCAUAAGAAAAUAUUAAUUAAUGCAAGUUCAAAUCAUAGAGAUCAGAUGGAAUAGCCAGAAUAUUGAUGCUCAGAGUGGUUUGCUAAUUUGGAGAUUUCAUUAACUGGUUGGAGAACAUUAACAUGCUCCCCUAUUAGUAUCCAACCUGAUUUUAUAAUUCUCCUUGUUUUUCUUUUUACUUUUCCUUUUAUUCUUUUUUUUUUUUUUGUAAUUUUUAUUUUACACGUUUAGCUCAUUUAUUAUCAGCUUUCACGUUAUUUUUGUUCUUUA
This is a messenger RNA of Nicotiana attenuata, 2937 nucleotides long. Its product is annotated as probable serine/threonine-protein kinase At1g54610. Gene Ontology annotation, cellular component: cyclin-dependent protein kinase holoenzyme complex; nucleus. Lineage: Eukaryota; Viridiplantae; Streptophyta; Magnoliopsida; Solanales; Solanaceae. Gene Ontology annotation, molecular function: RNA polymerase II CTD heptapeptide repeat kinase activity; ATP binding; cyclin-dependent protein serine/threonine kinase activity. The transcript has 9 exons. Bases 361 to 2376 code for a protein of 671 amino acids. The record is from RefSeq and is a predicted model, not a curated record. Gene Ontology annotation, biological process: protein phosphorylation; positive regulation of transcription elongation by RNA polymerase II.